Molecule: messenger RNA, 2652 nt
Organism: Lactuca saligna
Lineage: Eukaryota; Viridiplantae; Streptophyta; Magnoliopsida; Asterales; Asteraceae
Source: the annotation of a GenBank genome assembly
AUGUUGAAGAGACCCUUCGCUCGUAAUAGAUCAAGUCAACUUAGACGCCUUGAAAUUGUAUGUUGCUAUCAUGGAAGCUGGAGGUGGAAUGAAGCUUUGAAGAAAUUUUCAUUCUUGGAGGAACUUAAUAUCUACAGACAAAAAAUUCCAAAAGAAGCUAUUGAAACUGUUGGGCUUUGUUUCCCUAUGUUAAGAACACUGAGAGUGAAUCAAGAAGCGUGUAGGUUUUGGCCUUGGGAUAGUGUUGAAAAGUCUUACACGAUACGUAAUGAGACAACCAUAGCUAUUGGAGAAAACUUACCUGAGUUAAGGCACCUUGAACUUAUUGAAAACUACAUGUCGAAUAUUGGGUUGCAAGUCAUUUUGGAUGGUUGUUGUCAUCUUGAAUUUCUUGACUUGCGUCAGUGCUGACUUUCAAUAAUCGAUUUUCCUAUUGUCUCUAAUGAUUCACGAAUUCUUACGUUGUCUAGUAAUGGAAAAUUUGGCUCCAACUCAAUAAACCCAACUCGUUGGGUUUUGGGGUUGAAGCAGAAAUCUUCUUUUGGUAUGUUUCAAUUUGGUGGCGUCGCAUCGGAGCCGGAGGGAGAUAUGGAACUAUGGGGAUGGAGAUGGACGAUGUUCCUUGAAUUAUCGGUCAUCGUUGCCUUCGUUAUUGGAGUAGGGUUAAUUCUAGCAAUUGUUGUUGAAACCUUCAAAAGACGAUUCAACCAUGCUCAUCUCGAAGCUCACCCGAUCUUUGAAGAUCCAAAUUCUCUCAAACCGGUUCGAUGCCCUUAUAUCAACGAUCCUGCAGAAAAGUAUAUUUCGUUAAUCAUUCCUGCCUUUAAUGAAGAACAUAGAUUACCAGCAGCUCUUGAUGAGACUAUGAAUUAUCUUCAGCAACGUUCAAGAAAGGAUCAGUCAUUUUCAUAUGAGGUAAUAGUUGUUGAUGAUGGAAGUAAAGAUGGAACAAAGAAAGUGGCAUUUGAUUUUGUGAGGAAAUAUAAAGUAGACAAUGUAAGAGUUAUUCUCCAAAGAAAGAAUCAAGGCAAAGGAGAAGCUAUAAGAAAAGGAAUGCUACAUUCAAGGGGACAACUACUUCUCAUGCUGGAUGCUGAUGGAGCAACCAAAGUUGAUGACUUAGAAAAGCUUGAAACACAGAUUCUUGCAGUUGCAAAAAUGAAAGGUGUGGAAGCUAAUGGUUUAAGUGAAGGAAUUGGAGAUAUCCCAAUUGUGGCAUUUGGUUCCCGUGCUCAUCUAGAGAAAAAAGCUUUAGCCACAAGGAAGUGGUAUCGUAACUUUUUGAUGAAAGGUUUUCAUCUUGUGGUCCUCUUAGCUGCGGGUCCCGGAGUUCGUGACACACAGUGUGGCUUUAAGAUGUUCACUAGAGCCGCCGCAAGGAAGCUUUUCACCAAUAUCCGUUUAAAAAGAUGGUGCUUCGAUGUGGAAUUGGUGUACUUAUGUAAAUCUUUCAAAAUCCCCAUAAGUGAAAUAUCAGUAAAUUGGUCUGAAAUCCCGGGGUCAAAGAUCACUCCAUUGAGCAUUCUUAACAUGUUGUGGGAGCUUACUCUCAUGUCUUUGGGUAAGGAUGUCAGAAUUCACCUGUCUCCACAUUUUGGGGAUACUGUAAUUUACCUUUCUCAUGUUGGUUGUGGGACCCGUAUGACUGUAUGGAAGUUGUUGUGGGAGAGUUUUGAAAAUGAUGUGGAAGAGUUAUAUCAUAUAUGCAUGACUUGGGCACAAAAAAAUGGUAUUUAUGCAAACAAUACGAGGCUAACAAGCAUGAAAAAGAAAUCGGAAAAAUCGAAUAUGGCUUCUUCUUCUUCUUCUUCUUUCCAUGAACUCAAAAAACAAGCUUCUGUUUUCUUGAAAGAGAAGAUCAAAACUGCAAGAUUGGUGUUAACAGAUGUUACACCUGCACAACUAUUGACCGAAGAAGCAACAGAUGAAGAUUCAUGGCCAUCAGACACGCGCACCAUGGGAUUGAUAUCGCGUGCGGCUUUUGAAGUCGAUGAAUAUUGGAGAAUUGUUGAUGUUCUUCACAAAAGGUUGUGGAAGUUUGAUAAAGAGAAUUGGAGAGGGUCUUAUAAGGCUCUUGUUUUAUUGGAACACUUGCUAACUCAUGGUCCAGAGAGAGUUUCAGAAGAAUUUCAAUGUGAUAAAGAGGUUAUUAAGGAGAUGAGUAUUUUUCAACAUGUUGAUGAAAAAAGAUUCAAUUGGGGAUUAAGGGUAAGAGAGAAAUCAGAAAGGAUUUUGAAACUACUUGAAGAAGAUCGGUCUUUUUUGAAACAAGAGAGGAGUAAAGCCCGUGAGCUUACAAGUGGGAUCAAAGGUUUUGGUAGUUUUACUCAAAGAAGUAUCGAGAAAAGAUUGGGAGAAUCAAGAUCACAAAUAUAUUUUAGAUGUAAUUACAACAAUGAUGGAGAUGAAGGAAACAAGGAUUUAAACUAUCGAAAUCGUGAUGUGGGUGAUGAUGAACAUCAAGAUAGAGCCUCUCUACCUUCUACUUAUGUAUAAAAAUAAAAAAGGAUUAAGGAUCGACGAGAGGAUAAAAAAUAGUUUAAUAGAUAGAAAAAAAUUGCAUAUUUAGCUUACUUUUUGUAAAUAUACCAAUAGAAUAGUAAAUAAUAAACAAACAUCUUUGUUUUUUGAAUAUUUAUACGAUUACUUAAC